GACUUCUGGAACCGGGCCUUGAGGGACAAGACCGGGAAGAGGCCCAGGACAGGUGGGGUGGCUAGUCGCCCCUGUCACUAUGCAGGAGGGUAACUUCCUGCUGUCUGCCCUGCAGCCUGAGGCUGGUGUUUGCUCCCUGGCGCUGCCCUCGGACCUGCAGCUGGAUCGCCGGGGUGCUGAGGGGCCGGAGGCUGAUAGGCUUCGAGCCGCCCGAGUCCAGGAGCAAGUCCGAGCCCGCCUCCUGCAGUUGGGCCAGCAGUCGCGGCACAAUGGGUCUACUGAGCUUGAUGGCGCCAUCGAGACCGCCAGAGGCAUGCCCAGGGGCCAAUACCACACUAUGCAGGCUGGCUUCAGCUCCCGAUCCCAGGGCCUGAGCGGGGACAAGACCUCGACCUUCCGGCCCAUCGCCAAGCCGGCCUACAGCCCAGCCUCCUGGUCCUCCCGCUCAGCCGUGGACCUGAGCUGCAGUCGGAGGCUGAGCUCUGCUCACAAUGGGGGCAGUGCCUUUGGGGCUGUGGGAUAUGGGGGUGCCCAGCCCACUCCACCUAUGCCCAACCGGCCAGUGUCCUUCCAUGAACGAGGUGGGGCAGCCAGCAGAGCCGACUAUGACACGUUAUCCCUGCGCUCACUGAGGCUGGGACCUGGGGGCCUGGACGACCGCUACAGCGUGGUAUCUGAGCAACUGGAACCUGCAGCCGCCUCCACCUACAGGGCCUAUGCUUAUGAGCGCCAGGCCAGCUCUGGCUCUAGCCGGGCAGGAGGCCUGGACUGGUCAGAGGCCACUGAGGGUCCACCCAGCCGGACCAUCCGUGCCCCCGCCAUGCGAACUCUGCAGAGAUUUCAGAGCAGCCACCGAAGCCGUGGGGGUACUGGGUCAGUGUCAGGUACUGGCCUGGAACCCGUGGCCCGAGCCCCAUCUGUGCGCAGUCUCAGUCUUAGCCUGGCUGACUCAGGCCACCUGCCAGAUGUACGUGGACUGGACAGCUACACAGGCCAUCGCACGCUACAGAGGCUCAGCAGUGGCUUUGACGACAUUGACCUGCCCUCAGCAGUCAAGUACCUCAUGGCCUCAGACCCCAACCUGCAGGUGCUGGGAGCAGCUUACAUCCAGCACAGGUGCUACAGUGAUGCAGCAGCCAAGAAGCAGGCUCGUAGCCUUCAGGCGGUGCCUAGACUGGUGAAGCUCUUUAACCACGCCAACCAAGAGGUGCAACGCCACGCCACGGGUGCCAUGCGCAACCUCAUUUAUGACAAUGCAGACAACAAGCUGGCACUGGUAGAAGAGAACGGCAUUUUUGAGCUGCUGCGGACACUUCGAGAGCAGGAUGAUGAGCUACGCAAGAAUGUUACAGGGAUCCUGUGGAAUCUGUCCUCCAGUGACCACCUGAAGGAUCGUCUAGCCCGAGAUACUCUGGAGCAGCUCACAGACCUGGUGCUAAGCCCCCUGUCAGGGGCAGGUGGGCCCCCCCUCAUCCAGCAGAAUGCCUCUGAGGCAGAGAUUUUCUACAAUGCUACUGGCUUCCUCAGGAACCUCAGCUCAGCCUCCCAGGCCACUCGCCAGAAGAUGCGUGAGUGCCAUGGGCUAGUGGAUGCUCUGGUCACCUACAUCAACCAUGCCCUGGACGUGGGCAAGUGUGAGGACAAGAGUGUGGAGAAUGCGGUAUGCGUACUGAGGAACUUGUCCUACCGCCUCUAUGAUGAGAUGCCGCCCUCAGCACUGCAGCGGCUUGAAGGCCGGGGCCGCAGAGACAUGACCGGGGCACCAUCUGGUGAAGUGGUGGGCUGCUUUACACCACAGAGUAGGAGGCUGCGUGAGCUUCCUCUUACAGCUGAUGCACUCACCUUUGCGGAAGUAUCUAAGGAUCCCAAGGGCCUGGAGUGGCUGUGGAGUCCCCAGAUCGUGGGGCUGUACAACCGACUGCUGCAGCGCUGUGAACUAAACCGGCAUACAACAGAGGCGGCUGCAGGGGCGCUGCAGAAUAUCACCGCGGGUGACCGCAGGUGGGCAGGUGUGCUGAGCCGCCUGGCCCUGGAACAGGAGCGCAUCCUGAACCCCUUGCUGGACCGAGUUCGCACCGCUGACCACAACCAACUGCGCUCAUUGACUGGUCUCAUCCGGAACCUGUCUCGGAACGCCAGGAACAAGGACGAGAUGUCCACAAAGGUAGUGAGCCACCUGAUAGAGAAGCUCCCUGGCAGUGUGGGUGAGAAGUGUCCCCCAGCGGAGGUUCUGGUCAACAUCAUAGCUGUGCUCAACAACCUCGUGGUAGCCAGUCCCAUUGCUGCCCGGGACCUGCUCUACUUUGAUGGGCUUCGGAAGCUGGUCUUCAUCAAAAAAAAGAGGGAUAGCCCUGACAGUGAGAAGUCCUCCCGGGCAGCCUCCAGUCUCUUGGCCAACCUCUGGCAGUACAGCAAGCUCCACCGUGACUUCAGGGCGAAAGGCUAUCGGAAGGAGGACUUUCUGGGCCCAUAAGUGAAGCCUCCUGGAGGUGAAGUGAUUCAACUUCCAAGAGAUAGGCUCAGUUCCUGCUGUUCCACAGCCUAUGGAAGAGGAGCUGAUGGCCACAGGACCACUCUAUCUCUGGAGUCCUGUGUGUGCCCUUGAGGGGCCAGGGCCACCAGGAAAGAUGGGGGCUUGCAACUGGGGAUUGAUUGGCUUCUGCAGGGCAGGGGAAGGGGGCAGGGCUUGAGCUGCUCUGGU
Chionomys nivalis (European snow vole) is the source of this 2701-nucleotide messenger RNA. RefSeq names its product plakophilin 3 (gene Pkp3). The transcript is spliced from 13 exons. Gene Ontology annotation, molecular function: cadherin binding. Bases 80 to 2473 code for a protein of 797 amino acids. NCBI's taxonomy places the organism in Eukaryota, Metazoa, Chordata, Mammalia, Rodentia, Cricetidae. The record is from RefSeq and is a predicted model, not a curated record. Gene Ontology annotation, cellular component: nucleus; cytoplasm; adherens junction. Gene Ontology annotation, biological process: cell-cell junction assembly; cell-cell adhesion.